GCUUUUGGAGACGGGAGGAUGAAAGCUGAGGCGGGAGAUCGUCGUUUCGGCCCCGUUCACCAGUAACAGCGGACUAUCACUGAAUCCUCUUCAUCAAGAGCUGCAGUUCUCGCACUCGGCCUGUUGGUGGCGCUGCUGUAUGGAGGCGCUCAGGCCACAGACGGACUCCCGAUGUACGGAGUGAAGCUGUGCGGCAGAGAGUUCAUCCGGGCGGUCAUCUUCACCUGUGGAGGCUCGCGGUGGAGGAGGUCUCUGGAUGUCUCAGGUGACCUGUCCAGUGACCCGCUCUCCACUCAUGACGACGAGGCGUCUGACAGCUGGGACCCCAUCCUCCUCCCGGGACUGUCCCACAGACCCCGUCCCGACGCAGAGGGCCUGGCCUGGGCCGGACAGAGUCAGGAGAGCCCCGUGUUCAGCCGUCCCGCUCGCUCCAUCAUCUCAGAAGGAGUGCUGGAGGCCUUGCGCACCUCGGACCGGAAGGGUCGGGACGUGGUGGUCGGGCUGUCCAACGCCUGCUGUAAAUGGGGCUGCAGUAAGAGCGAGAUCAGCUCGUUAUGUUAAAGAACUGCACGAUCCCAUUCCCCUUCCACUUCCAUCCCAGCCUUCCCAGAUGUGCAAAAUGAAGAGGUUGUUCUGAUGAAAAUACUUGUUUCAUUGCCAAAGUAAAGCGCUUGUUUGUUACCGUUUGUUAUCUCUUCAUCUCUGUCUUUGUAUGUUCUUGUGUGGUCUUUGAUUUAAUAACAGCAAACAGGAAUAAAGUUUUGAUUGGUUAGAUAGAGUUUAUUGUAAUUUGGUUUAUAUUGGAUCAUUCAAUAUAAAGUUUAUAGAGUGCACACUUCAGUUAUAUGCAGUACAAUAAAAAAAAUAUCUAUAAUUGCUAACAUAGCUUAGCCUAAAGCAUUUAUUUUAUUUUUAUGUAUCCAGGAAGGUCCCAUUGAUAUUAAAAUAAAUUACCAUAUUAGCA
This is a messenger RNA of Pimephales promelas (fathead minnow), 964 nucleotides long. It is a transcript of the gene rln3b, whose product is annotated as relaxin 3b. Gene Ontology annotation, molecular function: G protein-coupled receptor binding; hormone activity. Gene Ontology annotation, cellular component: extracellular region. Lineage: Eukaryota; Metazoa; Chordata; Actinopteri; Cypriniformes; Leuciscidae. The record is from RefSeq and is a predicted model, not a curated record.